AUGGCUGCGGAUGCUGCGGAUGCUCUCCUCCGCAUCCUGCAUCCGCGCCGCCUCUCCAUCUUCCUCCUUGCCGUGUCCACCCUGUCCUCCGCGCCGGCCCCGGCGCAGGCGCUGCUCGGCGUCCGGCCGGAGGACACGCAGGUCGGAGCGCUGUCCGUGCAGGACGGGAUGCUGAGGGCGACCGAGGGCACCCGCUUCAUGCUGAGGGUUUACUACUCCGCAGCCUCCGCGGAGCAUCCCAACAGCCUGCACGCCACCGGCAGACCCGACAGCGCGCCGGCCGCUCCGUGGAUCGCGUUCAUCGAGGAGCCGGGCGGGGACAGCAGCGCGGACCCGGAGGAGAAGCUGAGCCCCGGAGGGAACCCGUGUGAGGAGGAGAGUGCCCGGAGCUCGGAUAUCGAGCUGCUGGGUUCCUUCAGAUCCACAUCGAGUCACAACUCAGUGCUGGUGGAGCUGCUCGCUAAAGACCUGCGCAGAGGCGAGGUGAUCAAAUACUACUCCAUGUGCGCCUUCGAUGGAGUGAGGUGGGAACACUACAGGACCAGAGACUUCUGGUUGGCGGUGGUGGAGAGACCUCCAGAUGCAGAUGUGUGGCUCCAGGCGGGCGUGUCGGUGCUCCUCUUGGCGCUGUCGGCUCUCUGCAGCGGGCUGAACAUCAGCAUGCUGGCCCUGGACCCCGUGGAGCUGCGGGUCCUGCAGAACAGUGGCACGGAGAAGGAGCAGAAGUACGCGCGGAAAAUCGAGUCAGUGCGUAAACAUGGUAACUACAUCCUGUGCACUGUGGUGCUGGGCAACGUGCUCACCAACACCUGCUUUGUGGUGUGGAUGUGCCAGAUUUUAGGAAUGACUGUUCUCUCAACUACCUGCUGCACUUUGGGGAUCUUCUUCAUCGGUGAGAUUUUACCUCACUCCUUAGCGUCCAGGCACAGCCUCGCCAUCGCCUCCAAGACCCUGUGCGCGACCCGCCUGCUGAUGCUGCUGUUCUUCCCCAUCGCCUACCCGGUCUCCAAGCUCCUGGACUUCAUGCUGCACCAAGAGAUCAGCAGCUUCUACACCAGGGAGAAGCUGGUGGCCAUGCUGCGCGUCACGGACCCGUACCACGACCUGGUCAAGGAGGAGCUCAACAUCAUCCAGGGCGCGCUGGAGCUGAGGACCAAGACGGUGGAGGACGUGCUGACGCCGCUGUCCGACUGCUACAUGCUGUCCUCGGACUCCGUGCUGGACUUCUGCACCAUGUCGGACGUGAUGCAGAGCGGCUUCACGCGGAUCCCGGUCUACGAGAACGACAGGUCCAACAUCGUGGACAUCCUGUUCGUGAAGGACUUGGCCUUCGUGGACCCCGACGACUGCACCCCUCUGAAGACCAUCAACCAGUUCUACAAGCACCCCAUGCACUGCGUGUUCAACGACACCAAGCUGGAUGUGAUGCUGGAGGAAUUCAAAAGAGGUAAAUCCCACCUGGCCGUGGUGCAGAGGGUGAACAGCGAGGGCGAGGGAGACCCCUUCUACGAGAUGAUUGGCAUCGUCACGCUGGAGGACGUCAUCGAGGAGAUCAUCAAGUCUGAGAUCGUGGACGAGACGGACCUGUACACUGAUAAUCGGAACAAAAGACGAGUGUCCACCCAGGAGAGGAAACCACAGGAUUUCUCCAUCUUUAAACUGGGAGAAAAUGAGCUGAAGGUGAAGGUCUCGCCGCAGCUGCUGCUCGCAACCCACCGCUUCUUGGCCACAGAGGUGGAGCCCUUCAGGCCGUGUCACCUGUCAGAGAAGAUCUUGCUGCGUCUCAUUAAACAUCCCAGCAUUGUGCAGGAGCUCAAGUUCAACCCCAAGAACAAGCACGCUCCUCAACACUACCUCUUCCAGAGAAACAAACCCGUCGACUACUUCGUCCUCAUCCUGCAGGGGCGGGUGGAGGUGGAGAUCGGAACGGAAGCUCUCCGCUUUGAAAAUGGAGUUUUUUCAUAUUACGGCAUGCCAGCACUCAUCCCACUGCCUCUCGGUCACAGGUACAGUGGUCUGAACCAAUCAGAUUCAUUAUUGAGUGGGAGCAGCUUGGGUCAGCUCACUACAGGAGGAGGGAUCUAUUUACCAGACUACUCCGUUCGACAGCUCACGGACCUGCAGAUCAUCAAGAUCACCAGGAACCACUACCAGAACGCCCUGAUGGCCUCCAGGAUGGACCGCUCCCCUCAGACACCGGACCCAUUGGAUCCUGAUGCCAAAGGGAGGCCCUCGGGCCCAGAGGUCCGCUCGCACAGCAUCGCCCUCCCCCUCACAAACACACACACUCGGAUGGGGCUGGCUCGCCUUGCACAUCUCCACCCCCCCGGCACCCUGUGCAACACGUCCCGGCUCAAUGAGAGAAACCGUAUCGUGCGCAGUAAAUCUGAUGGGCAGAGGAGUCCCAACGAUUCCGUGUUCCUCCGCAUGGAUGAGAUUCCCUACAUUCACGAGGACAGACCAGAAAGUUAUGUAGAGGAUGAUGUGCCUGCGGAGUCUCAGCCGUCCACCUCUCCUCUCAUCAGCUCUGUGUCUCUGUCCAGCUCCGAGGAGACGAUCGGAAAGAAACUCUUGCGUAAACUCAGUAACAAAAGGAGGAAAAAGUCUCGGGAAGGAGAUUACAGUUUGGAGGAGGGCUUGGAGAGACCACCGGUGACGAGCUAG
This is a messenger RNA of Limanda limanda (common dab), 2664 nucleotides long. RefSeq names its product metal transporter CNNM1. The transcript is spliced from 10 exons. The coding region runs from base 1 to 2664 and encodes 887 amino acids. Gene Ontology annotation, molecular function: transmembrane transporter activity. The record is from RefSeq and is a predicted model, not a curated record. Gene Ontology annotation, cellular component: plasma membrane. Gene Ontology annotation, biological process: magnesium ion homeostasis; transport. Lineage: Eukaryota; Metazoa; Chordata; Actinopteri; Pleuronectiformes; Pleuronectidae.